ACAGCUGGACGUCGCCCGAAGGAGAGGAGUUCUACGUCAAGUACGUGGCUGACGAAGACGGCUACCGCGUGGUGGAGUCCAACGCCGUCCCCGUCAGCCACGGGCGGGUGCACGCUGACGGCACCAGGGAUCCUUUGGCGAAGGAGAGGGCGAAGGAGGCGAAGGAGGAGAAGAAGGAAGCCGAUAAUAAGAAGCUGGAGUAGAAUUCCUUCGAGAUUUGGUUUAUUCUUCAAGAUGACGGCUGGACGGAUAAUCUCUUGUAAUUUGCAUCGUUAGGACUGUGCUCUAGUAAUUUAUUGUAGAUUUCGUAAGAAUUUUGGGUCUAGGAUGUACGCAAAUAUAGU
Penaeus vannamei (Pacific white shrimp) is the source of this 344-nucleotide messenger RNA. Lineage: Eukaryota; Metazoa; Arthropoda; Malacostraca; Decapoda; Penaeidae. The record is from RefSeq and is a predicted model, not a curated record.